Metarhizium acridum CQMa 102 is the source of this 1785-nucleotide messenger RNA. RefSeq lists its product as uncharacterized. NCBI's taxonomy places the organism in Eukaryota, Fungi, Ascomycota, Sordariomycetes, Hypocreales, Clavicipitaceae. Gene Ontology annotation, molecular function: iron ion binding; oxidoreductase activity, acting on paired donors, with incorporation or reduction of molecular oxygen; heme binding. The record is from RefSeq and is a predicted model, not a curated record.
AUGGCCUAUGCUACCAAAGCAAUAGUUGCUGUGGCAUUGAUAUAUUUUUCACAGUUUUUGCGUAAUUUUCUUCGGAAUAUUGUCAACGGACGGGCUAUUAAGCUGCCGUUGGUUAUUGUUCCGGUAGAUCAGACCUCGCUGCUCUGGUUGAUACUAGCCCCCCUUGGUAGAAAACAACUACAACAGAUAUUGCCUGUGCAAGUCUGGAAUAGGCUGGCGAUUUCUAUUUUCGGCUGGGAGUUUCAUGAAAAAUUGCGACCGUUUCAACAGUUCGCAGAUGACCGUGGUGAUGGAAAGGGAUUGUCGUAUCUGCUAGCUGGAUUGGGUCAGCUCGAGCUCUGGACAGCCGACCCGAUAGCAGUCCAAGACAUCUUGCUUCGCCAUCGCGACUUUGAAGUACCACACUCACUCGAGUUUGCCCUUGGACAAUACGGGCCGAAUGUACUGACAACAAAUGGAGAUCAAUGGACAAGGCAUCGGAGAAUAGUCUCUAGUGUCAUCGACGAGCGCAUAUCAAAGACUGUUUUUGAGGAAUCGAUCCAACAGACUAGAGGCUUGCUAGGUGAGAUACAGCCAUCUAAAAGUUUGAAUAACCCUCAGACCACCGACACCUUCCAUUUAUUUGACAUGCUAAAAAAAAUCACCAUUCAUGUUCUUCUCACUGCCGGAAUGGGAAGGACAGUAGCAUGGAAUGACGGCAACGACCAAGAAGCAGACAAAGGUUUCAGAAUGACACAUAUAAGAUCACUUACGACGGUUGUAACAAGCAUUGCGGGCGCUGGCUUACUUCCAACUGGCAUGCUCACUCAUUGGCCACGGUGGCUACCAGGCCAUGACAAAAUGACAUCGAUCGGACGUGCGAAGAAUGAGGUACAGAUGCGCAGCAAAAUAAUCUUGGAAGCGGAGCGAAUUUCCAUGGCCAGGGGAGAGACGUCUGGAUCGACGAACAACAUCAUGAGAAAGUUACUUGAGGCUUCACAGGACGGCCAUGAUUCUGGCAAGCCACUAUCGGAAGCUGAGAUGAUCAGCAACCUGUUUAUUUUUACUGCUGCAGGCUUCGAGACAACAGCAACAUUGUUAGCCUACGCCAUGGUUCUCCUCGCCAGAUAUCCCAUGUGGCAAGAUUGGCUGCUUGAAGAAGUGGACGAGCUCGCUUCGGUCGAUGAGCCGUCGGAACCAACGGAGUACACGGCUGCUUUCCCUCGAGCCAUACGCACCAUGGCAUUCAUGUACGAGACUCUGAGAUUAUACAGCCCGGUAUGCCACGUCCACAGAGAAACGGCUUCGCCGCAAACUUUGCAAACGGCCACGGGCACCGUCCACCUGCCGGCCAAGACGAGAAUUUACGUGAAUUCAGUGGCGGUGCACCUUCUUCCUAUAUGGCGGGACAUAAAUAGAGACUCGGACCCGCCCUUUUACAAGCAGGAACCAACGGCCUCUGCUGACGAGCACGCAUUCCGGCCGUCGAGAUGGCUCAACCCGCCCGACAAGACGCAACGAAUUUACCACCCGCCAAAAGGGACGUGGAUUCCCUGGGCGAUGGGGCCACGAGUUUGCCCGGGCCAGAAAAUGGCCCAGGUGGAGUUUACGGCUGUUGUUUUGACGCUGCUGCGGAGAUGUCGCAUCGAUGCGGUCCCGUUGGACGGGGAAGGGCGCAAAGAAACAGAGGAAAGGUUGGACGCUGAGCUCCGUGACAGCAGCUGGGUCACGGUUCUACAAAUGAACAACGUGUUUGAUCCCAAGCCGAAUAAGGGGCUUCCUAUGAGGUUCUCUCGAAGGAGAUAG